Penicillium nucicola is the source of this 1314-nucleotide messenger RNA. RefSeq names its product putative C2H2 finger domain protein. The transcript is spliced from 3 exons. Bases 1 to 1314 code for a protein of 437 amino acids. NCBI's taxonomy places the organism in Eukaryota, Fungi, Ascomycota, Eurotiomycetes, Eurotiales, Aspergillaceae. The record is from RefSeq and is a predicted model, not a curated record.
AUGACCAACGAAAGCUACAUUCCCUGUGCUCACUGUGGCCUUGAUUUUCGCAGCCAAGGUGGGCUGGAAACUCAUGUCCAAAAUAACCACAACAUGGCCAAGAGGGUCUCCUGUUCCCACUGCGACUUCUCUUGCAGCUCAGCAUCCGGCAUUAUCGUGCACCUCGAAAGCGGCAACUGCCCCGUUGUGAAUAAGGAUGGUCAGCACGGUGAUGAGGUCAAGGCCGAAGGUCCUGCAGAGCAGAACUUCUUAGACGCAGGACGCUUCCCUUCCUCUUCCGAGUCAGACACUCUCCAGUCUGCUCCCUCCGAAGACGAUGAGCAGGAAGGCGGAGUCAGACUGGAUCUGGCCUCAGCCUCAUUUCAGCUCGAGUCUAACACCGGUGGCUCCCAGCGCGGGAGGACGCUGGCUUCUAAGCCUUCAAUUGACUUUGAGUCUGGUGGCGUGUCUAUCUACCAGUCUAUUUCUGUCUAUGCCCCGGAGAACAUUUUCGAUAGACGUGUCGCACCCAUUGACCCUCCACUGGGAUCUCUGGCCAAGGAUGACGAACCAACUCCUGACUCCAGCUACGAUCUCAGCACGUCUCCUGGCCAACCAAUUCCCGUCUUUUCUAGGGGGUCUCUCGCUCACGAACAUUACCAGCUCACAGACACCUUUGACGAAAGCGGUUCCCUGCCAUCGAUAUCUUCCCUCGAGACUUGCACCGACUCAAGACCUGCUAGCAACUUCCCUCUUUACCAUCCAGCUACUUCCCUUUUCCGCUCUAAACUCCGUUCGCCUCCCGCUCAUGUCCCUGAGCAAAGCUUGGAAGGCUACUCUGCCGAGCAGCCCGAGUCCGCAGUCUCUGGCGCCGGCACUCCCAGCGCAAGUACAACAUCUCAUCAAAGUCCUUUGAACGUCGAUCCUCAGGAGUUCUGGAAUGCCGACAAGGGCUGCUUCGUCUGCAACUGCGGUAGUUCAUUCGAGACUGCCCGUGAGUUUCGCAUUCACAUUGCUCUUGGUGAUGAUAGUGCUAUCAAAGACUGCCCCCGCUGUUUCAGGCGCUUCCAGAAUCUCGCCGCUCUCGUGGCCCACGUCGAAGCCCCACUGUCCAAGUGCGCCGCCUUCGCAGAUGACCUCGUUGAGAAUGAGAUCAACGAAAUCACCCGCGGCUUUGCUACUUUCCGAAGCCAUCGUAGCGACGUCGAAAUGGCGGAUGAUCUCAUCGACUUGGAUACUACCAGCGAGACCAAGGAGCAAGCUAGUUCUGACGACCUCGAUGAUGAUAUGAAGCUCGCGGAGGAGUUGCAUCGCUUGAAAUUUGAGGAAAGAUAG